Messenger RNA from Selaginella moellendorffii, 2041 nucleotides. Its product is annotated as sodium transporter HKT1. The transcript is spliced from 3 exons. Gene Ontology annotation, cellular component: plasma membrane. Gene Ontology annotation, biological process: transmembrane transport; monoatomic cation transport. Gene Ontology annotation, molecular function: monoatomic cation transmembrane transporter activity. Bases 396 to 1997 code for a protein of 533 amino acids. The record is from RefSeq and is a predicted model, not a curated record. NCBI's taxonomy places the organism in Eukaryota, Viridiplantae, Streptophyta, Lycopodiopsida, Selaginellales, Selaginellaceae.
CUAAAUGAUGGAGAAAGUAUUCGCUCGCUGUAGCCACGAACAGGAUUACUCGAUCCACACCACUGACGGGGGGCAGCAUAUAAGUUUCCUUUGCCGCAAUGCUCGAUCCACCACUCGUUGGGAGCAACACAUCAGGUUAUGGAGUGCUCGUCGUCAAAGUCUGAUAGUAACUUGUGCGAAUGCGCUCGCCAAGACUUCUACUGACUUUGUAGGAGGUCAGAGUCGAGCGUUUUCGAGCGAGCGAGCGAGAGAGCUAAACUUCUCCAUAGAAUUUCCCUCGCUGGCCUAUUUAAUCCCCUGUGCUUGAGAGUGUCCCCGCGCAACACUUCCAGUGCCUGUACUGUAUAGAUUUUGUGGUCGAUUCUCUAUGACGAGCUAAUGCGCAGCAGCUGGCGAUGGAUGUUUCAGCUGUUCUUCGGAGAUUGGCGAAGAAGAGACCGUGUUACUACCACCUCCACAUCCUCUACUUCGUCGGCCUCAGCCUGCUCGGGGCUCUCCUCCUCCGGAGCUUUGGAACGAGAGAAGGAUCCACGCAUAGCCACCUUAGCUUCCUGGACUGCUUCUACACGGCUGUGUCGGCGAUGUGCCUCAGCGGACUCUCGAGUAUUCAGAUCGAGGACAUUCCAGCGCCUGGCCAGGUGCUUGUCAUGGUGCUGAUGGUCCUGGGAGGCCAGGUUUUGUCAUUGGUUGUCCCGCUGCUUGUCAAGAAGCACAGGUACUGCAAGAUAGCCAGGAUGGCAUUGAGGCCCCGAGUAAAGAGCAAGAGCCUGUUUGAGUCGUUGUAUAGAACUCUCUGCUUGCGAUCCAAUGACGACCUCUGGCUGGAGUCCUUGGCUUUCAGGCCAAACCUUCCCGAGUCUUUCAAAGUUGUCUUCCUUGAGCACCAAGCCAUUUGUCACCUGGCUGACAUUGUUGUGUGGUACUUGCUGGCUGUUCACUUGCUCGGUUUCGUCGUUGCAUGGAUUUCCAUCCAGUGCUCUUCAAACGCCAAGUCGGUUCUUGAGAGCAAGACAAUCAACCCGGGCUUCUUCGCGCUCUUUGCAACCAUCUCGGCUUUCAACAACGUCGGCUUCGUGCUUACGAACGAAAACUUAGUCGCCUUCAACACGAACAGCGUUUUGCUUCUCGACCUCGGCCUCGUCAUUCUGCUCGGUAACACCCUGUUCCCUGUUGCCUUGCGAGGAAUUCUAUGGCUGGUCCACCGCUACACCACAGGAACGAAGAAGGAAGUCUACACGCUCCUGCUAGAGCAUCCCAGAAAAUACUACUUACACCUGUUCCCCAAAACUGCAACGCUGUGGCUGUUACUGGCCGUCACAGGUUCCAAUGCAUUAGGGGGCCUCAUCUUCUGCGCACUGGACUGGAACAACGAGGCGCUUGAUGGACUACGCCCUGGUGAGAAGCUUGUCAAUGGUCUCUUCCAGGCGUUCAGCACGCGCAGUGGUGGUAUGAACUCGUUGAACCUCGUGGAGCUCUCGCAAGCCAUGCUCUUCUUCUACUGCGUUAUGAUGUAUAUCAAGCCGUACCCUGUGUUGCUGAGAGGAGAACAGAGCAGAGAAGAUGAUACCACACUAUUGACACAGUCCAGACGAAACCUUGCAAACGACAACACCUUCCUGUUCCUUCUUGUGGUCUUCAUCAGCAUCUCUCUCAACAGCCAAAUGGAAAAGGAUCCCCGGAACUUCAACCUGUUCGCCAUACUCUUCGAAGUUGCAAGUGCCUACGGAUGCGUCGGCUUGACUCUUGGAUACAGCUGCAACUUGAGGCUCCAACCGGGCCAUUGCAAGGACACCACGCUCAGCUUCUCAGGAACUUGGAACGCCCCAGGAAAAAUGUUUAUCAUCGCUGUCAUGUUCAUUGGCCGCCACCGUGACCUUCCCCACCACAUUGAUUCCACAACCGACAUGGAAAAAAUAUCCAGACUGUCGAGAAGGCCAAGCUUCAUAGCUCUGACUCAGCCACCUGUUGUAGUACCAGAAUCUACUCCUCCUGUUUGAAAGUCUUGCUAAAGUUGAGUCUUCCACAUUUACAUGCCCAUACU